Molecule: messenger RNA, 1194 nt
Organism: Closterium sp. NIES-65
Lineage: Eukaryota; Viridiplantae; Streptophyta; Zygnematophyceae; Desmidiales; Closteriaceae
Source: the annotation of a GenBank genome assembly
AUGGCCUCCCCUAGUGUUCUCACCUUUGACGCUAAGGAUCAGGCAAUUGACUUUGAGGUCUGGGUAGAUGAUCUGCAGCUUUUCUUACAGUGCGAUAGGGAACACGGUCUCUCCCUAUUUGACCUCACUUCUGGUGCCUCUCCUGCCCAUGCUGUUGAUGCUGAUACCAUGGUUUGCUCACAGUGGGCCACGCGUGAUGCUGCUGCUCGCCUUGCUGUGCGCCACCACUUACCGACCACUGAGCGUGCACACUUUAGCCAGUACAAGAGUGCUCAGACCUUGGACCACUUCCUCUCAGUGUGCCCCACAACUCUCACCGUUGACCUCCUCAAAAAGGCCCUCCUAGCGAUAGAUAAGAGCAUUGUCGCUGUAGGAGCCUCUCGUGGUGACCCUCGCACCCUCGUCUUUGAGGGGUGUUCUCCCUCCCCCCUCUUGCCCUCUGUUGCCUCUACUGCCGCGGCCGACCUCGUUGGCUUCGAGUCGGUUGAUGCUGCGUCUGCCCCGAGCGGGAGACGCCGCACCGGCAAGGGCAAGGGGGGCAAGAGCGCUGGAGGGGCUGGAGGGGGCGGUGGAGGUGGUGGUGGAGGCAAAGGAGGGAGUGGGGGUGGUGGUGGGAGUGGUGCCGGGGGUGGCGGCGGCGGCGGCAGCAGUGGAGGCGGCGGAGGCAGUGGUGGUGGCGGAGGGAGCGGAGGCGGUAGAGGGAGUGGUGGUGGCGGAGGGAGCGGAGGCGAUGGAGGGAGCGGAGGCGGCGGAGGUGGCGGAGGCGGCGGAGGCAGCGGUGGCGGCGGCGGUGGCGGAGCGGGUCGCGACUCUGCGCAGAGGAGUGGCUCAUCUGGUGGUCCGUGCGAGCAGCAGCGGAGCGGUGUGACCCUGUCCCCUCAGCAGCUUUGUGAGUGGUACACCGCGCGUAAGCGCGGUGGGGGUUUUGGUCCCUGCACUUAUGUCCUUCGUACCGGUGACCGAGCUGGUGAGCAGUGCAGAGGCCCGCACUUCACCCUUUGCUGCUUCGGUCGCCUGACGGACGCGUGGCGUCGCCUGUACCCUGAGGUGAGAGAGAUCCGUCGCUGGGGACAUCUGUCUAGGGCGGGAGUUGCCGUCUUUGAUCUUGACAAUGAUGGUAUUCUUGCUGCCAUGUAUGUUGUUGAUGAUAGUGUUGUGGGUGGCUGUUACAUGUGUGUACCGCCUGACCCCUAG